GGCCUGCUCUUCGAGCUCGGGGCGCCGGCCGCGCCAGCGCCGCGGGGGGCCCACGCCGAGUGGGCGAGUGCGGCGUGCGGGGACAGCCCUUCCAGUGGACGGCGAGUCCCUUCUCAGCAGCGGCGGCGCGCUCCCAGCGGAGGACGGUGGCUGGAGCACCCGCGAAGCGUGUCGCGGGAGCUGGUCCGCGAGGCCGAGGAGUGCGCAGCCCUGCGGCAGACCUGCGUGCACACGCGCCUCACCGUCGUGUACGUCGGCUUCGCCAGCGGCUGCCCUGUGAGCCACACGAUGGACAUGCACUGGUUGAAACGGUGCUACGGGGGCUGCUUGGUUCUGGCCUACAUGGAGUACUGCCACUCCCCCGAGGCGGCGGCGAUGGCGCCCUGCUCUGGGCUGCUGAGCUGCAGAGGAGAGCAGUGCGUGGGGCGGUGCGGGCCCCACCACCUCUUCACGCUGCUCGAGGUCGACGGAGGGUACUCCCACGGCAGCGUGGAGCUCUGCAUCGAGGUCGUGGGUAACACGGUGGAGAUGAUGCUGAUGCACGGCGCACGCCGCGCAGACAUGCAGGAUUUUGCUGCCGCGUUUCGGGCCACUGGCCGGCCUCGGCGGUCGUGCGCCCUGGCCUCUGCGGAGAGCAUCGCGCUCGGCUGGGACCUGAAGAUUGCCGACCUCUGCGACUGGAUGUGCUUCCUGCUCGACGCGCCGGGCACGGCGCUGGGCCCCGAGCAGCUCUGGGACUUCCUGGGGCACGGCCCCGCGCGGCGGCCGCCGCCAGCACGCCCGGUGCCGCAGGCUGGCCCCGGGCAGCUAGCACACCCGGUGCCGCCGGCACUCCCUGCAGACGACGACGGUGACGCCGUGUUCGCGGAGUCUCCACCCCUGGCACCUCCAGAGCGGUCGGCGCCGUCGCGGACUGCAGACCAGGCCAUGGUUCGCAGGGCCAUGAUGGAGGCCGUGAGGCAGGACGGCCGGGCGCUGGAGUUUGUGGGCGAGGAGCUGCAGGCGGACCGCGAGAUCGUGCUGUCCGCGGUCGCCCUGGACGGGCGGGCCGUCCAGUUCGCCUCUCCGGACCUCCGGGCGGACCGCCGCGUGGCGCUGGCCGCGGUGCUGCAGGACUGGCGCGCGCUGGAGCACUUGGACGACCGGCUGCGGGCCUCGCGCGAGGUCGUCGGCGCGGCGGUGGCCCAGAGCGGGCGGGCCAUGCGGUACGCGCUCGGGGACCUCUGCGCCGAUCGCGGCUUCGCGCUUGAGGCCGCGUCGCGCGACGGGCUCGCCCUGGAGCACCUGGCCCCCAGCCUGAAGGCGGACGCCGAGGUCGUGACUGUGGCGGUCAGCCAGUGCGGCCGGGCCCUGCAGUUCGCGGAGGCAGGGCUGCGAGCGGACCCCGGAGUCGUCCUGGCAGCGGUGGCGCAGGACUGGCACGCGUUUGGUCACGCGGCGCCGUCUUUGCGUGCCGAUCGCAGCUUCGUGCUUCGGGCCGUGGGGCUUCACUGGGCCUGCUUCCAGUACGCGGCGCUGGAGGUCCGGGCAGACGGCGGUGCGGUCACGCAGGCGUUGGACUGCGACUGGCGUGUGCUGCAGCACUCCGCGGCAGAGGUGAGGGCGGACCGCGCCGUGGUCCUCGCGGCCGUGCGCAAGAGCGGCUGGGCCCUGGAGUUCGCGGCGGAGGAGCUCAAGAAAGACAUGGAGGUGGUGGCCGCCGCUGUCGGCCAGGACUGGCGCGCGCUGGGCAGCGCCGCCAUGGAGCUGCGGGCCGACCGCCAGCUGGUCCUCAGCGCGGUCUCGCAGUGCGGCCGCGCCCUGCAGUUCGCAGCCCCAGAGCUCCGCUCCGACUGCGAGGUCGUCGCGGCGGCAGUGCGCCAGAGCGAGCUCGCGCUGCAGUAUGCGUCGGUGCCCUCGCUGCCGCAGCUGGCCGCCGCCCCCGUGCCAGCCGACGGGGCCGCAGAAGCCGAGGCCGGGGUCGGCGAGGCGUGCCUUGCUGCCAGCGGCUGA
Messenger RNA from Prorocentrum cordatum, 1992 nucleotides. Lineage: Eukaryota; Dinophyceae; Prorocentrales; Prorocentraceae. The record is from the annotation of a GenBank genome assembly.